This is a messenger RNA of Rhizophagus irregularis DAOM 181602=DAOM 197198, 558 nucleotides long. RefSeq lists its product as uncharacterized. Lineage: Eukaryota; Fungi; Glomeromycota; Glomeromycetes; Glomerales; Glomeraceae. The record is from RefSeq and is a predicted model, not a curated record.
AUGGAUUAUUCUAAUUUACCAAUGGAUCAAACUGGAAAUAGCUUCAUUAAUAAUACUAAUACGAUUGCUCCUGCGCCUCAAAAUAUUACAUAUGAAUUUUAUUUUCCUUUACCAAAUAAUACGCGUAUUUAUCAUGUUACUUAUACCGAAUUAAAUUUAACAGAAGUCGCGCAACUCUUAAAUAAUAGAAUUGAUUUAUCUCACGUUCCUGAUCAUCGGUUUCCAUAUCAUCAUAAUGUACAACAUUCAAUUCGGCAAGAAAUUGUUCAACAAUCUGCCGGUUAUCAACAAAACUACAUCCCACAACAAUCUUUCGAUAUUCAACCUAAUUUCCAAGAAUAUUCAGAUAAUAAUGCUUACGAUGUAUCCUCAAUUCCUCUUAUUCAACAACCUGUUGAUUAUCAACAAGACGUCAUUCCACAACAAUCUUUCGAUACUAUGGAUAUUCAACCCACUUUCCAAGAAUAUUUAAAUAAUAAUGCUAACGAUGCAUCUUCGGUUCCUCCAAACAGUUCUGAAGAUGGAUACAAUGGAGUUCAAUUACAUCAAAAUAAUUAA